CGUCACGCGCUUGCUUUUCAACCAGCAGUCUGUGUGCGGAUAAGUUCUACAUCCUGCCUCUGUCCGUUCGAGCAGAAAACAUCAAGUCAUACACACUUUGACUGUUUGAACAUUUGCGACCUUUAACGUAACGAAACAGCGUCGUCAUGUGCGGACGGACUGCGUGCACGCUGGCUCCCGACGAGGUGAGCCGAGCCUGCUGCUACAGGGACCGGGGAGGACAGCGGAGGCGGCCCGGCUGGAGGGACGGAGAUGCAGACAAGUACCGACCCUCUUACAACAAGAGUCCUCAGUCCAUGAGCCCCGUGCUGCUCUCACAGAGACACUUCGACAAGAAUGCUGCUGUGGAUGAGUGCGUGCUGGCUUCAAUGCGCUGGGGCCUGGUGCCAUCCUGGUUCAAGGAGAACGAUCCAAGCAAGAUGCAGUACAGCACAAGCAACUGCCGCAGUGACAGUCUGCUGGGGAAGAAAUCUUAUAAGGGCGCUCUACUUAAAGGACAGCGCUGUGUGGUUCUGGCUGAUGGUUUUUAUGAGUGGAGGAGGCAGGGGAAGGACAAGCAGCCAUUCUUCAUCUACUUUCCGCAGGCUGAGAGGAAAGCAGAUCGGGAUCACGUGAUGACUUCAGUUCCUAAUAAAGAGAAUCCUGGGACUGUUUGCCCUCCAGACGUGACACCCCCUGAACUGUCAGAGGAAGAAUCACUGAGUGAAUGGACUGGAUGGAAGUUGUUGACUAUGGCUGGACUUUUUGACUGCUGGACGCCUCCAUAUGGGGGAGAAGCCCUUUAUACCUACAGCGUGGUAACUGUUGCUGCUUCACCAAACCUGCAAAGUAUCCAUGACAGGAUGCCAGCAGUUCUGGAUGGAGAGGAUGAAGUGAGAAGAUGGCUUGAUUUUGGUGAGGUGAAGUCUUUAGCUGCCCUGGAGCUGCUGCAGUCUAAAAACAUCUUGACUUUCCACCCCGUCUCUACGCUAGUCAAUAAUUCACGUAACAACUCUCCAGAAUGCCUGCAGCUGGUGGAUCUUCAGAAAAAGGAUCCCAAGUCCACAGGCAGCAGUAAGAUGAUGAUGAGCUGGCUGAGCAGUACAGCUUCCAAGAGGAAGGAGAGUAAAGAAGAGAGCACAGUGGAGACUCAGUCCAAGCCUGCAGGACCACUUCAGCAGGGAGCCAAGAAGAAACCAAGAAUCAACUGAAGAGACUGCAUUUCUG
Thalassophryne amazonica is the source of this 1206-nucleotide messenger RNA. It is a transcript of the gene hmces, whose product is annotated as 5-hydroxymethylcytosine binding, ES cell specific. Gene Ontology annotation, molecular function: single-stranded DNA binding. Gene Ontology annotation, biological process: DNA damage response. The transcript has 7 exons. Lineage: Eukaryota; Metazoa; Chordata; Actinopteri; Batrachoidiformes; Batrachoididae. The record is from RefSeq and is a predicted model, not a curated record. The coding region runs from base 147 to 1190 and encodes 347 amino acids.